AUGACGUGGGCGGAUGAGACGACCUUGAUCGUCGGAUACAGGUAUGGUGACGUGGCCGUGCUGAAAGUGGAGAUGAACAAAAAGAGGAUAGAGACCGUCUCCUCCCAGCGGGUCUUCUCACAGUAUUUGGAUGGUCUCUCCUUCUCGCCGAAGACAAAGAAAGUGGCCUUGGCAGGCGACGGCGCUAUCCGGAUCAUAGGCGCCGACAAUUGGGCAGAAGUGACGGAGGAGGGCAUCCAACUCCAUCUCCAGAUUGGCCGAGUCGCCCAGGUUGCGUGGUCCACGACUGGUGAACUUCUUUGUUUCUGCACUACUACAGAUGCUCAGGAUUUGUCGUGCAGCUCGUCUACUUUCACUGUUGACUUCGAGCCGAGCUUUGCCUCUUGUGGCAGACAUCACUGUGCAGUCGGAACAGGGAAUUUCGUCAAAUACUUCAGUUACGACUCAUCGAAGGUAGCCUUGCACGUUUCGGCGGGCACUAUGGACUACAUGCGUGCACAGGGCGUGCACUGCAAACAUCCCGUCUCUCCCUCAUCACAGGGGGUUGCUGCCAACGGCACAAAUGUCCAAGUAGACGACUCGCGUCAGGCGAGCACGGCCCCAUAA
Molecule: messenger RNA, 606 nt
Organism: Neospora caninum
Lineage: Eukaryota; Apicomplexa; Conoidasida; Eucoccidiorida; Sarcocystidae
Exons: 3
Coding region: 1-606 (201 amino acids)
Biological process (GO): cilium assembly; intraciliary retrograde transport
Cellular component (GO): intraciliary transport particle A; cilium
Molecular function (GO): protein binding
Source: RefSeq, a predicted model, not a curated record